AUGUCGAUAGAGAAAAAGGCAAUGCAGCGGAUCGAGAAAGAGUUCAAAGAUAUGACUUCGAAAGACUCCUUGUACAGCAUCGGUAGAGACUCGAACGAUUUCUUCAAAUGGAACGCGAUGAUUCCUGGUCCAGAUGGUACUCCAUACGCCGGAGGCAUGUUUAGCAUCGACAUUAAAUUUCCUAAAAAUUAUCCUUUUACAGCACCCAAGUUUACGUUCAAAACUCUGGUUUAUCAUCCAAAUAUCAAUUCUCAAGGAUCGAUAUGCCUUGACAUUCUUAAAGACAAGUGGAGUCCCCCUCUCACGGUUGAAAAGGUGCUUUUGUCCAUCACUUCAUUAUUGGCGGACCCAAACCCAGAUGAUCCUCUUGUGGCAGAGAUUGGAGAGCUCUUCAAAAAUAACAAGUUUCAAUUUAACCAGAGAGCUCGAGAAUGGACUGAACGACAUGCUUAA
Messenger RNA from Raphanus sativus (radish), 453 nucleotides. RefSeq names its product probable ubiquitin-conjugating enzyme E2 31. The coding region runs from base 1 to 453 and encodes 150 amino acids. The transcript is spliced from 4 exons. The record is from RefSeq and is a predicted model, not a curated record. Lineage: Eukaryota; Viridiplantae; Streptophyta; Magnoliopsida; Brassicales; Brassicaceae.